AUGAGCGAGACAGGCUCUCAUGGUUCUCCUGCCUUGAAGGCUCCCGAGACCAAUUACCCCGAGUCUCGGGUCCUUGUAAUUGGCACAGGAGGAACAAUUUGUAUGCAGCAAGGCCCUGAUGGUCUUCAGCCAACAGACAACUUCUUGGAGAAUGCUAUGGCUCCUCGCCCAUCAUUCAAUGACUUUUCAAACCCAGAUACACUUCCAGCAGUUCGUGAUGGAGAAAAGAUCCAGAUCGACAGUCUUCGCACUCCUGCUACAGCAUACAAUCGCCAUGUCCGCUAUGGUAUCAUCGAGUUCAGCCCACUACUAGACUCUAGCUCUAUCUCCGCCCACGAUUGGGAUGCUAUGGCCUCAUGUGUUCAAGAAAACUAUCAUCUCUUUGACGGUUUCGUCAUCCUUCACGGAACAGACUCUCUGGCUUACACGGCCUCUGCUCUCUCCUUCAUGAUGGAGAACCUGGGCAAGCCCGUGAUCCUCACUGGCUCGCAGGCGCCCAUUUUUGCACUUCAAUCCGACGGUGUCGACAACCUCUUGGGAUCCCUCAUCAUCGCCGGAACAUUCACCAUUCCUGAAGUCUGCCUGUUCUUUCAUCACCGCCUUUACCGUGGAAACCGCAGCGCAAAGGUUUCAGCAACAGAGUUCGAGGCUUUUGCCAGUCCCAACUGCGAGCCCAUCGCCAAGGUCAAUGGCCUCGGCAUCAGCGUUAACUGGUCCCUUGUCCUACGUCCGACUUCGAUUGCCAAGUUUCACGUCACAAAGGGUCUUGACACUACUCACGUUGCUUGCUUGCGCGUGUUUCCGGGUAUCAAGCCUGAGAUGAUUGACGCCGUGCUUCACUUGCCCGAUAUCCGUGGUCUUAUUCUUGAGACAUUUGGCAUGGGUAACAUCCCUGGUGGUGCCGAGGGUCGUCUUACGCAGAUCAUCAAGGCGGCUGUUGAGCGUGGCAUUGUCGUUGUCAAUGUUAGUCAAUGUGUUAAUGGCUUUGUGUCUCCCGUUUAUGCUCCAGGUACUGUCCUCGGCCGGGCCGGUGUCAUCUUUGGGCUCGACCUAACAGCCGAGGCGGCGCUCACCAAAGUCUCCUAUCUACUUGCUCAACCAAACCUCUCAGUCAAGGAAAUUCAGGAGAAGCUCUCCCGGUCGCUCCGUGGCGAGAUGACAGAGAUUGCCCACCAAAGCUUCUCUCACCCCUCCGGCUCACUCGACUUUGCUGCAUCCCAUCUUACGCCAAGCGAGACUGCAUUCUCGGCACUCGGAUACGCGAUUGAGAAUGGCGAAUCGGGACUCGUCAAAGAAUUGCUGCAGGGUGAAGGUGCUCAACUCCUCAAGCAGUCUGACUACGCAGGAAACACAGCGGUGCAUCUCGCAGCGGUGGCCGGUAGAACCGAGAUCCUCCUUGAGCUGCUACAGCGGGGCGCCAGCGUCCACGAGCGCAACAAGGCCAAUCACUCGCCUCUAUUUGUCGCUGUCAAGUCAGGCCAGGAACCUUGUGCACAAUUGCUGCGCAUCGCUGGUGCCCAUCUGGCGGUGGAGGAGAGGGAUUCUAUGCCUGGCUAUGUGACACCCAAGUACAACAGUCACACUGGAGGACAUGGCCUCGGGGGGCAAGAAAACUCCGGCCUAAAUAUAGAGUAUCAAAAAUAA
Fusarium subglutinans is the source of this 1644-nucleotide messenger RNA. Its product is annotated as lysophospholipase. The transcript has a single exon. The record is from RefSeq and is a predicted model, not a curated record. Bases 1 to 1644 code for a protein of 547 amino acids. Lineage: Eukaryota; Fungi; Ascomycota; Sordariomycetes; Hypocreales; Nectriaceae. Gene Ontology annotation, molecular function: protein binding; asparaginase activity.